Rhododendron vialii is the source of this 3882-nucleotide messenger RNA. RefSeq lists its product as uncharacterized. Lineage: Eukaryota; Viridiplantae; Streptophyta; Magnoliopsida; Ericales; Ericaceae. The transcript has a single exon. The coding region runs from base 295 to 1179 and encodes 294 amino acids. The record is from RefSeq and is a predicted model, not a curated record.
UUUUUUUUUGUAGUCUAUACUGAUAUCAAAUGUCAAUGGAUCCCACUCAUAUUCCAUCUUUAAAGGCCUCUAAUUCUGAGUCGGUAUUGAAAAGAAAUUCUAAUGAUGUUGGAUGGAAUUAUGGAGUUAUUGUGGAUGUCAAAAAUAAGGACCGCCUAAAAUGCAUUUUGUGUGGGAAUCAGUAUACUGGAGGGGUUAGUAGGAUGAAAAAACAUAGAGCUCAGGUUAAGGGAGAUGUUGCCUCAUGUACUAAGGCAAGCAAGGAAGAUCUAUUAAAGUGUAAAAAGGCACUUGAUGAGACAGCAACUAAAAAGAGAGAAGAAGCAAGAAGGCAUGAAUCGGGAGGAAGUUAAUAUAGUACAUGGAGAAGGUGAUGAAUUUGAAGAUGAUGAAGUUGAGCACGUAGGUUCAAGGAACAGGCCCCACGUUCUUGGUCCCCUAGAUAGACAUACAGAGAUCAAUCCCUGUUCUUCUGACACGACUACGAGUGGAUUCAAGAAGAUAAAACAACCAAACAUAACUGAUGCAAUUUGGAAGAAGAGGAGUCAUGAAGUGAGUCAAUACUUGGCUCGAUGGGUGUACGAAGCCGGUAUUCCAUUUCAUGCCGUAGACAAUAAUAGUUUCAAACGUUUUGUUGAAGCGGUUAGCCAAUUUGGACCGGGAUACCAACCUCCAAGCCAAUACCAACUAAGGGAGCUAUUGUUGAAGGAGGAGGUGGAUAAAACAAAAAAAUUACUCAAGAAGCAAGAAGAAGAGUGGGCUUUGACAGGUUAUUCUAUCAUGACGGAUGCUUGGACCGAUCGAAAGAGGAGAAGCAUUAUGGACUUGUGUGUUAUUUGUAAGCAAGGGACUUGUUUUCUUUCUUCGAAGGAAGAUUCGGAGGCAUCACACACGAGGGUGUAUAUCUUUAAAUACGUUGACAAGUUCAUUGAAGAUAUUGGGGCACAAAAUGUAGUCCAAGUAGUCACGGAUAAUGCAUCCAACAAUAUGGCAACGGCGGAUUUGCUAAAGAUCAAAAGGCCUAACAUAUUUUGGACCUCAUGCGGCACCCACACGAUAAAUCUCAUGCUUGAAGGAAUCGGUAAGCAAUCCAAGUUUAAAGGAACUAUUGAUAAGGCCAAGGCGUUCAUUAUUUUUGUUCAUGCUCAUCAUAAUUCAUUGGCGAUAAUGAGAAAAUAAACGAAAAGGAGAGACAUAGUGAGGCCAGGUGUUACUAGAUUCACGACAGCCUUCUUGACUUUACAAAGGUUGAUGGAAAAGAAACAAGAAUUGCAGGCAAUGUUUAGUAGUGAGGCAUGGGACAAGUAAAUGGGCGAAGAGCCCAAAGGGGAAAACGGCAUUUGCUACCAUGAUGAGUACGGCAUUUUGGAAUGGUGUAACCUUAUACUGGAAAGUGUUUGGUCCGUGAUGAGCAUUACAGAUUCAUCAUCUAGCUUUUGCAGAUGAUCUGUUUGUCCUUUGUGGGGCUGAUCAGGGAUCUUUUACUACAAUCAAAGCUGCCUUGGAUGAUUUCUAUUCCUUUUCUGGUCUCCGUCCCAACCUCCAUAAAAGUGCUGUCUUUUAUUCUGGUGUGAGCAAUGAUCUUAAAGUGGUGUUGCAAGCUAUUCUCCCUAUUCCCGAGGGCAGUCUUCCUGUCAAGUAUUUAAGGGUGCCUCUCAUCACUUCCAGACUCUCUUAUUCUGAUUGUGUUCAACUCAAGGAUAAAAUUUUACAAAGCAUCAACAGCUGGACAACAAAGUUAUUGUCCUUCGGGGAUCGAUCUCAAUUAAUUAGUUCUGUGUUAUGGAGCAUGCAAGUAUACUGGUGUUCGAUUUUCAUCCUUCCUCAAAAGUUAUUGAAGGAAAUUGAGGGUUUGCUCAGGGCCUUUUUGUGGACAGGUGUUCAUCUAAGACAAGCUGGGGCAAAAAUUAAGUGGGAAUGGCUCUGCACCCCAAAAGAAGAAGGUGGUUUGGGUUUCAAGCCUCUCAAAGUCUGGAAUAAAGCAACCAUGAUUCGGCACAUGUGGGCUUUAAGCAAGAAAUCUGACUCUUUAUGGGUUAGAUGGGUCCAUUCAUAUAUCAUAAAAAGGAAGUGUCUUUGGCAAAUGUGUUUGCCUCAAGACUCUUCUUGGACCAUCAGAAAACUUUUUAAGCUUAGAGAGGUAGUGCAGCCCCUCAUCAAGUAUGUGAUUGGUAAUGGGAACACUACUUUUCUUUGGCUAGAUUACUGGCAUGAUGUAGGACCUCUCUAUAAAGUAUUUGGUGCAGGCAUAGUUAAUAAUGUGGGCAGCUCUCUGCUGGCCAAGUUUCAUCAAUCAUUAAAAAUGGAGAGUGGUGCUGGCCUAGACAAAGGAAUAGGGCCAUUAUGCAACUUAUGAGGAGUACCCCUUCAAUCUUUAGGCCUAACAUAGGUGUUGAUGAUUCUGUGAUCUGGAUUCCUGCCUCAAAUGGUACGUUCUCUGUUAAAACUACUUGGGAGACUCCUAGAACUCCUCUCCCUACUAUUCCGUGGGCUCCGGUUGUUUGGUUCAAGCAAGGUAUUCCUAGAUGGGCUUUUAUUAUGUGGCUUGUUUGUUGGGGGCGUCUUUCGACAAAGGAUAGACUUCUCUCUUGGGGAAUGAUGGUGGAUCCCCUAUGUGUCCUAUGUUCUAAUGUGCAUGAGUCCCAUAAGCAUUUUUUUUUUUAUUGUUCUUUCUCAGCAUGCAUUUGGGGUAAAGUUCUUCAUAUGUUUAGCAUUUCUAGAAGUCCAACAGAAUGGGGGCAAGAAAUAGGUUGGGCUAUUCAGCACCUCAAGAAGAAAUGUCUUUUCUCUGCCCUCUACAAGUUAGCCAUGGCGGGUACAGUGUGGCAUUGUUUUUGGCAACAAGCAGUACACUUCAGAUGCCAUCUAUGAUAUUAUUGUCAAGGAUGUGAGGGAUAGAGCAUCUUCUUGGCGGAAUUAUGGUCGUAGCACUAUUAAUAGAGCUUUGUGUAGAGCUUGGAACAUCUCAGAACAUAUUUUGUAACUAAUUGUAGUUAGGCUCUUGUUUUUUUUUUUUUAAGUUUGGCGUUCCUGUCUAGUUUUCCAGUAGGUUGCUGGUUUUUCCGGGUUAUGCCCUUUGUUUCUUGUAUUCUUGUCUCUUUUUGGUAAUAAAAUCUCUCUUUACCAAAAAAAAAGUGUUUGGUCUGUUGGUGAUGGUUCUUCGACUUGUUGAUGGGGAUCGGAAGCCCUCAAUGGACUUUGUACAUGGAAGCUCAAAAAAGCAAAAGAAGAAAUCAAAGAGGCAUACAAGCAAGUUGAGACUAACUACCGGCCGAUACUAGAUAUCAUUGAUGGGAAAGCCAAGGGCAGGUUAGAUAGUGCAUUGAAUUUGACGGCUUACUUUUUGAAUCCUUUUUACUUCUACAAAGAUCAUACCAUUCAAGAUGAUCCUAUCAUUAUGGAUGGGGUUCUUACUUGUGUUGAAGCUUUCUUUCCCGAUGAUGUCAAUGUUCAAGAUGAAGUCAUCAAUAGAGAGUUGUUGAAGUACAAGAACAAAGAUGGUGGAUUUGGAAGACCAUUAGCCACAAUGGGAUGUGUGACGAACAAUGACUCUUAUGAUCCAGGUAAAUAAGUAGUUACUUUUCUUAGUAUUAUUUUUUUUUGCUACCGAGGUUAAUUAGUACUAAUGGAAUUGUGCUUCUUUCAUGAAAAGUUGGAUGGUGAUCUAACUAUGGCAAUCAUACGCCCAAUUUGAAAAGAAUGGCCACUCAAAUUUUCUCUCUGACUUUAAGUUCAUCGGGGUGUGAGAGAAAUUGGAGCACUGUUGAGGGAUUAUAUUAACUUAGGAUUUUUCUUUUUUGUAUAGAUACAUACAAAGAAAAGGAAUAGACUAGUUACGACAAGGUUGAACAAUCUAGUGUAUGUCCAAUUCAAUGCCAAACU